CGCGAUCAAUACCUUACCAGUUCAUAGUAGACAACGACCGACGUAACAACAUCAAGAGAAACGAUCUAUUUUAUCACGAUGGCCCCUUCUUCAACGAUAAUCGUGAGUAGUCAUACUUUCAGAGUCUAUCAUAUAUAAUACACACACAAGUUAAUUCCAUCUGCUAACCUUCCCAAAGUCCAAACUCAAGGUCCAACUGAAGCUCUCGAUUGCUCGCCUUCGUAUGGUACAGCAGAAAGAUGAAGCUGUUUCGAAGCAACAACGUAGAGCUAUGGCUCAGCUUCUGGAGACGGGAAAAAUAGAAUCUGCAAGGAUUCGGGUUGAGAACAUUAUUCGAUCCGACAUUACUACCGAACUUCACGAAAUCCUCGAGCUCUACUGCGAGUUACUCCUUGCGCGGACGGGACUUAUGGAAUCAUCAGUUUGCGAUCCGGGUUUAGAGGAAGCUGUGAAAAGUUUAAUAUAUGCUGCGCCCAGGACAGAGAUUAAGGAACUACAACAAGUGCGGGCAUUACUGUGCGAGAAGUACGGGAAGGAGUUCGCAUUGCAAGCGAUGGAGAACAGUGACGAGAAGGUAUCGGAGAAAGUAUUAAAGAAGCUUUCUGUUACUCCACCGGCGCAAGAAUUAGUGAACGGGUAUUUGGAGGAGAUCGCUAGGACGUACGGAGUUGACUGGCCGAAAAGAGUAAAGGAAGAUAUUGGACAGGCCCCGGAAUUCGUAGAUGAUGACGAUGACGAGAACCCGAGUGGCGGACAGGCACAGAAAAACUUGGAGGCGCCGUUGGUAGGGAAUGGUAGAGCUGACGAGGAAAGGGAGGAGUUAUUUAAAGCUACUCCGCCGGGGGGCUUUGGGCCAUCAAGCCCAUUGAGAGUUAAUCCACCCAGCCCCAGAACGGACAAUCUACACCCAAGAGUGCGUGGAGCGUUAGACCUAAAGCCAACAAAGAAGAUGCAAACUGCAAAUGCCCAAAAACCUGGCAUCCAAAGUAAAGGCCCAGUUGGUGGUACGAUACCAGAUGUGGAUGAGUUAGCGGCGAGAUUUGCAGCACUAAAGAAAUGAAGAGGUCAUAGACUAUUGCAAACACAGAUGGAGUUGGGAGUUAGGAGGAAAAUUCAGGCAAGCAUAGGGAUCUAUUUUCAAUUCGCCGUUAAUUUAUAUCACUGUUUGGGUGCCGUGUGACAAAUUUAUUCGGGGCUCUUAUCAUAGCCACUGCAGGGCA
This is a messenger RNA of Sclerotinia trifoliorum, 1220 nucleotides long. NCBI's taxonomy places the organism in Eukaryota, Fungi, Ascomycota, Leotiomycetes, Helotiales, Sclerotiniaceae. The record is from the annotation of a GenBank genome assembly.